GGUUUAAGCCAUUUGACUGUCGACUGAGAGUCAUGGAGCAUAUCCUUCACUAUCACUCAGGUUGACCUGUUAGCUUGUACGCUUUGCUUGUCAAUAUUCCACAAAGUCGGCAACAGUGUGAAAAGAAGAUGAAGCAUCAAGUGGCUGACCUCCCCAGUGGACCACUGGAUCUAUACAGACAAAAAGCUUCUUUCUCCUGGAAGGACAUGGUCCUCUUUCUGGAGGGAGAAGAGGUGGUGGCAUUCAAGCAACAUGUCUUCACGACAUUGGAGAACGAUCCUCUUUUUUCCAGAACGCCGGGUGAAGACAUCCCUGUCGACAGAAUGCGAGAACUCACCUUCCUCAGAGUGAAGCAACUCUUCCGCUACGACUUCCUGACCAAAGAAGAGAUCAUGGCAGACCCGUGGAAAACGGUGAUACUCAAUGACUGCUUGGGAAUGUUUGAUUGGUCCUUAGGGGCCAAGUUCUUCCUCAACAAAGGCAUGUUUGGAGCUACGGUUGCCAACACAGGCUCAGCGAGACAUAGCAAAUAUGUGGACAGCACUGAAGAUAUGACGACUUUUGGAUGCUUUGCACUGACCGAGUUGAGUCACGGCAGCAACACACGAGCCAUGAGGACCACUGCCACCUAUGACGUUUCCACCCAGGAGUUUGUCAUCAACUCUCCUGAUUUUGAAGCAGCAAAGUUUUGGGUGGGAAACCUCGGUAAGACCGCCACACAUGCACUGGUCUUUGCUCAACUGUACACGCCAGACGGAGCAUGCCACGGCCUGCACACCUUUGUCGUGCCGGUGAGGGAUCCUAAAACCCUGCGUGCUCUGCCUGGUGUUCUGGUUGGUGACAUGGGCAAAAAAAUAGGCCAGAAUGGACUGGAUAACGGGUUUGCUUUGUUCCACAACGUGAGGAUCCCACGAGAGAAUCUCUUGAAUAAGACGGGAGAUGUCACCCCGACUGGCAGUUACGUGACCCCUUUCAAGGACCCCAACAAGCGUUUUGGGGCGUCGCUGGGUGCCCUGUCGGGUGGCAGGGUGUCCAUCACCAGGAUGGCUCUUGUCAACCUGAAGCUGGCUCUGACUGUGGCCUUACGCUUCUCAGCCACCAGGAGGCAGUUUGGGCCCAAAGACAUGGAGGAGAUUCCAGUGCUGGAGUACCAGUUACAGCAAUGGCGCCUCAUUCCCUACCUGGCGGCGGCGUAUGCUCUUGAACAUUUCUCCAGGUCCAUCUUUAUGAACUUUGCGGAGUUUCAGAUGGGACAGAUGAUGAGAGACAAGAGUGACAGACAGGCAGAGAUGGGCCGGGAGAUCCACGCCCUGGGCUGUUCCAGCAAGCCUCUUGGCUCGUGGACUGCUCAGAAGGGCAUCCAGGAGUGCCGCGAGGCCUGCGGCGGUCACGGUUACCUAGCCAUGAACCGCUUCGGGAGUCUUCGCGACGACAAUGACCCUAACUGCACCUACGAGGGAGACAACAACGUGCUGCUGCAGCAAACCAGCAACUACUUGCUCACUUGGCUCCACGCUAAGCAUCUCAAUGGAGUUUGCAUUGAGUCUCCUCUUCACACUGUGGACUUCCUGGAUGAUUUCCACAAGAUUCUCGCUAACAAGUUCACGGCACACACAACUGACGACUGCAUGGACCCUGCAGUAUCGCUUGCUGCCUACAAGUGGCUGGUGUGUUUCCUGCUGGAGAAGAGUGACAAGAAGCUCCAGCAGCAGAGAGCUUUGGGAAAGGAGGACUUUGAAGCACGCAACAACAGUCAGGUGUACUACAGCCGCUCCCUGGCCUUGGCCUUCAUUGAACACUGCUGCCUUCAGCGCUUCCACGAGCUGAUUAUGGAUGAGAAUACGCCCAGCGGCCUCACAGGAGUUCUUACUAAGCUGUGUGCUCUUUAUGGACUGUGGAGCCUCAGCAGCCACAUGGCCACACUCUACCAGGGCAAUUUCCUGAGUGGAAGCAAGCCAGCAGAGCUGAUCCAGACGGCCAUUCUUACUCUGUGCACACAGCUGAAAGAUGACGCUGUGUCGCUGGUGGAUGUAAUGGCCCCCCCUGAUUUCAUCCUUAACUCCCCCAUUGGUAACGCUGAUGGACAGCUCUACAAGAACCUGUGGUCCACUGUGAUGCAGGGGAACCAGGUGCUGGAGCGCCCGUCCUGGUGGAAAGAGUUCUGCUCUGACAAGCCCGCCAUCGGGUCCCUGCGAGCCAAACUGUAACAGCCAGGCGAGCGCAGCUGUUUUAGAAUGCCUUUAAUUGGUUCACCCAGCUAUUUUAAAAAGAAAAAUAUAUUUUAUUCUAGCCCUCUCAAUUUAAAACAUAUUAAAAGCUGAGAGCUAAUAGAAACUUUAAGUCUCAUUUAAGUAUGGCUUGAUAUUUAAUUCAAGUGUAAAAUAGAUAAUAUACUCUGAACACGAGUUAGCUGCUCGUCAAGUGUUGCCAUGUCCAGGUGAAUAGUUCACUAAUAAAACAUUCUACACAA
Messenger RNA from Nerophis lumbriciformis (worm pipefish), 2470 nucleotides. RefSeq names its product acyl-CoA oxidase 3, pristanoyl (gene acox3). Gene Ontology annotation, molecular function: pristanoyl-CoA oxidase activity; fatty acid binding; FAD binding. Gene Ontology annotation, biological process: lipid homeostasis; fatty acid beta-oxidation using acyl-CoA oxidase. The record is from RefSeq and is a predicted model, not a curated record. NCBI's taxonomy places the organism in Eukaryota, Metazoa, Chordata, Actinopteri, Syngnathiformes, Syngnathidae. Gene Ontology annotation, cellular component: peroxisome.